Messenger RNA from Ectocarpus sp. CCAP 1310/34, 3557 nucleotides. NCBI's taxonomy places the organism in Eukaryota, Phaeophyceae, Ectocarpales, Ectocarpaceae. The record is from the annotation of a GenBank genome assembly.
AUGGAACCCCCGCUCGUGGGAGAACCAGGCGCUGCACCGGGUGGAGGCGGUCGAGGCGGCCGUCGGCCGCCGCCGGGCUUGGGCACGGCUGCCGAUAUGCAUGACGGCGGCAAGAACCUGUCACGACGAAAGAUGCUGGGCUUGAGCACGGCGGAACAUGUUCGCGGCGGUGGCAGCAACCUGCUGUCGCGACGGGAGUCGUCGUCGGCUUCGAAGGAGACGCGUCGUCGCAACCCGCCGCUGCAGCCGGGCCGAGAAGCGCAACAAGAGAUUGUCAAUCGGAACAGUUUCCGGCCGUUGCGGGAAGAUCCCGAAGAAGAAAAAUUGCAGCAGUUCCUCCGCACCAACAGCCGGUCGUUACCAGAAGACCGAGAGCGGGGCCAUCUUCAAAGGGACUCUUACCCAACACCACGCGGUGAUGGUGGGCUCGGCAGGGGCGCCCACGGCGAUCGCUGGCAGCAUCUUUCUGGCCGGGAGCAGCAGCACCCCCGCGACGAGGAAGACGACGGCCCGGGCGGGGAGUUGGAGUUGGAAAGGCGUGUUUCCGGUGCGGGGUGCGGGGACGGGUCGUUGUCCCGGACGGCGGGGGCGUGGGGUGAUCGAGCAGGGAGUGGUGACCGCGGAAAAGGGGGUUUUCGGGAGGCGCCGUUGACGUCGAUGCUGUUGCGGAAGCAGCACCAGCACCAGCACCAGCAGAAGCAACCGCAGCCCCCUGGGUUCGUUGUUCACGCAGAGGAGGUGUUCAAGUGGAUGGGGGUCGAGGGGCUGACGCCGGAGGUGCUGCGGAGAGCGAAGAGGGGACUGCGCGAAGAGGCAGUGGCUGGCAAGAUGUGGAGGGCUUUGCUCCGCGUCGCUCUGCUCCACCUCGACGCUACCAGGAGAAGAGGAGAAGCGCCCGCGGCGGCGCUAGCGAGCGCGACAACGGCGGCAGCGGCGGCGGCCGACGCUCCCGGGAGACCAGAAACCAUCCCGGACACGCCUGCUGCGACAGCGACCAGACCACCCGCUGGAGGAUCAUCCUCCGGACCCGUGCCGGUGCCGGUCUCGGCAUCCGUACCACCGAGGUCGAACUACGACGGCGCGAGAGAUAGCGGGCGGACUCCGGUUUGGGGGUGGGUGGGGGGGGAAGAGGGGGCGGCCGCGGAGGUGCCCCUGCCCGUGGUGAUGGAAACGUGCGGGUAUCUGCUGCCGCUGUGGGGAUACAGGAGGAAGGCUUUCAUCGAAGGAAUCAAGGCUUGCGAUGUGUUACAGACACGAGAGCUUUUGCUGGCGCUCUCUUGGAUGAUGGCGAAGGCGAAAGCCUUCCCGGCGUUCGAGCAGUCUCGCCUCGUCUCGCCCCUCCCGACGAAGACGCCCGCCAACCCAACACCCCCGCAGGGCGGGAAUAAAUCGGCGUCGUCACCCCCGCCGCCGCCGCCGUUCCCACGGGACGUUUCCGAGACCCCGGAAGUUCGGCGGGUUUCCGCGGAAGCGUUCGCGGCGUUCCUGGCAGCGGAAGAACGGCGCUCGGUUCCUCCGCCGGACUGGGGGGGGCGUCUGGGAAAGGAAGAGGCGGUGCGGAUGGGAGAGGCGGAGGCCAAGGGGGAAGGAAUGGCGAGGGCUCUGGGGGCAGCGAGGGAGAUGAUGUCCUGCUACGGGGGGCUCGAGGCGGAGCUCCGGGUUGUCGAGGGCCUAGAAACGGCGAGGCAGCGAAUGCUCCGGAGAAUGCGAAGUCUGUUCCGAGACGUGGCCGAAUCCCAUCCCGGGAGUGGCAAAGUUGCAGCUUCACUGCGGACCAUCGAGACAGGACCGGGGUAUCAACAGCAACAACAACAACAACAACAACAACAACGACAACAGCAACCCUCCGCCAUGAGCACGUCUCGCGCCGGAACAGCCGACGCUACUGCGAUGCCCGGGCGGGCGGGGGCAACCACCGCCGCCGGCACAGCAGCGGCCAGCGCGACCCAACCAACGACGAAGACGGCGAGCCGCUGCCAACGCCCGAGCAGAAAAAAACACACGCCGCCUGCCGAGGCGUCCCCGUUCUGCCUGUGCCUGGUGGCCGGAAGGUCGCCGGGCGAACUUUCCCGCUCCCUCGCGAAGGUUUCCAGGGCCCGCGAGGUGCUGGACGCGCUUGAUGAGGGCCGCGAGCACGCCGGUCGGUGGUGUCGGUGGGCCUCCUCCGCGCUAGUGGCGGCGGAAUCGGCGCCGCCCCCCCGAAGCGGCGCCGUUUCCGGCGCAGCAGCAGGCAGUAGAGGUGCACCAAGGUUGCCCGAAGACACGGCGUCUUUGAUAGCAGCGGCGGCAACGAUUUCUGAACCAGCGGAGGACAACCAAGCGACGGGAGACGUGCGCGAUGCCACGCUGCGGCAAACGUGGUGCUUGCAGGAGGGGCUGGAGAGGCGCGUGAGGGCUGCCCUCCCCCCCGCCGCCGGCACGCCUGCCGCGGGCAGCCCCGUGCCGUCAUGGCUAUCGGCAGCUAUAGCGAUGUUAGAGCCGACGAGACGGGAUGGCUCCGCACCGAUGAGGACGGGCAGGACGUACGGCCACGCAAGUGCCGGACCCCCUGGGACGGCACGACCACGACCGAACGUCGGCAGAACCCGCACGGUACCCAUCCCUCUUCUCUCGGCGCCGCCGUGCGUGGGCUGUCUCUGCCUCACUACCACUGCCCGAAUCGUUGCUUUUGUGCCGGAUCAAGAGGGGAUUGAUUUACGACUUGGGGAAGCUGCGCUGACGACCACCCUGGAAGAGCAGCGAAUACAGCGACAGCGGCAGCGGCAGCAGCGGCGGCAGCACCAGCACCAGCACCAGUACCAGUCAAUGCCAGAGCAACAACAACAACAACAACGACAUCGCCCGCCGGCGUUGCACACCAGACAGGCGUUUCCGCCCACAUCGGCCGUAGAAGAAGUUAGCUGCAGUCGGGACCUUCGUGGGCAUGAUGGAGGUAGCGAGGCACAACUGUUGGCGGGAAGUUCAUCCCCAGCGGAAUCCGCUCUUUGGGACCGAAACGCCGACAAGGGGACGGGGGUGGAGUGGGCGGGCAGCAGCGCGCUUGAGCGAUCGAGGGUGGCGAACAGAGAAAGGUUGGAGUCGCUGCUGUCGGCUUGCGUGGAGGCGAUGCCGCUCGAGCCCCGAGGCGGGGGAUGGUAGGACAGGAGCAGUAGCCUUCGCGGGAUGUUUCAAUUUUUGUGAACAUGUUGAAUAUUGUUGUAGCAUUCGAUCGGGGAGGUUGGGCUAGGGAUAGCGUUAGGGCUAGGGAUGAUCGGUUCUGCGUACCCCCUUCGCGAAAAGUUAAGAUUUGUGAGGAAGUUUUACAGGGAGGGGGAUACGCAGACCCAAUCAUCGCAGAACCUGCUACACUACCCUAACCUAGCUCCCCCGAUUGCAUGCUUUAUCCAACGUGUCUACUUGAUAGAAAAACGCUGCGAGGGCUACUCUGGUAGCGGUGCUUUCUGCACGGGUCUUGCGCGCACGUCUCACGCUCUACCGUCUUUUAGUUUUCUGUUAAGGCUCACUGCUGUAUGUAUCGGGAAAAAAUAACCCGAGAAAUGAACCUGAUAAAAAUAAAC